Messenger RNA from Drosophila innubila, 2572 nucleotides. RefSeq names its product 5-hydroxytryptamine receptor 2A (gene 5-HT1A). The coding region runs from base 1 to 2421 and encodes 806 amino acids. The transcript is spliced from 10 exons. Gene Ontology annotation, cellular component: membrane. The record is from RefSeq and is a predicted model, not a curated record. NCBI's taxonomy places the organism in Eukaryota, Metazoa, Arthropoda, Insecta, Diptera, Drosophilidae. Gene Ontology annotation, biological process: adenylate cyclase-activating adrenergic receptor signaling pathway. Gene Ontology annotation, molecular function: G protein-coupled amine receptor activity.
AUGGCUAGAGAGACUAACUUUAAUGAUGCGCUGGAUUACAUCUACAUAGCCAAUAGCAUGAAUGACAAUGCAUUUCUGAUAGCCGAACCACGGCCGGACGAUGAUGACGACGAUGAUGAUGAGCAGGAGGACGAUAACAACAACAAUCACUACUAUAAUGAUGGCGGAGAUAAAGAUUUUCGGAGCACAAACGCUGUUGCCACCUCCUUGGACAGCAGCUCACCGAGCUCACCACUUGCCACAGCUGCGCUUGCAGCGGCAGCGGCAAGUGCCUCGGUCGCUGCUGCAGCAGCCCGAAUUACCGCAAAGGCCGCACAUCGGGCACUUGCCACAGGUGCUAUCGAACUGAUCGAUGUGGAUGGUGUGGCUGUAACCACCACCUCUGUGUCGGACAAUAAUUAUACCAAUGUGGCCGUCGGCCUUGGCGCCAUGCUGUUGAACGAUACGCUGCUGAUGGAGGCAAAUGAUACGGGCCUGAGUAUUUUCGGUGAUUUGGUGAAUGGCAGCGGGCAGCUGAUGAAUGCCAGCGCGACAGCCAAUGUGACGGCCAGCAAAGUGGACGAGGAUGACUUCACGCAGCUGCUGCGCAUGGCGGUCACAUCGGUGCUGCUCGGCCUGAUGAUACUCGUCACCAUAAUUGGCAAUGUUUUUGUGAUAGCCGCCAUUAUAUUGGAGCGAAAUCUACAGAAUGUUGCAAACUAUCUGGUCGCCUCUCUGGCCGUUGCUGAUCUAUUUGUUGCCUGUCUCGUGAUGCCCCUGGGAGCUGUCUAUGAGAUCAGCCAGGGCUGGAUACUUGGACCGGAGCUGUGCGAUAUUUGGACCUCUUGCGAUGUACUCUGCUGCACUGCAUCCAUACUGCACCUGGUUGCCAUCGCUGUCGAUCGCUAUUGGGCUGUUACCAACAUCGAUUACAUCCAUUCACGAACCAGCAAUCGGGUCUUCAUGAUGAUCUUCUGUGUGUGGACAGCCUCGGUGAUUGUUUCGCUGGCGCCGCAGUUUGGCUGGAAGGAUCCGGAUUAUCUGCAACGCAUCGAGCAACAAAAGUGUAUGGUCUCACAGGAUGUGGCCUAUCAGGUAUUUGCCACUUGUUGCACAUUCUAUGUUCCACUUUUGGUCAUUCUGGCGUUGUACUGGAAAAUCUAUCAAACGGCAAGAAAACGCAUUCACCGCCGACGACCGCGACCCGUUGAUGUGGCUGCCAAUAAUAAUCAGCCUGAUGCCGCUGCGUCAACGGACACAAAGCUUAAUCGGCUGCGGCUACGUCUUGGCAGAUUCUCGACGGCCAAGAAUAAGAGCGGUGGUGGUGCGGCGGGUGGUGGGACGACGACAGCCCUCGGUCUGGUUGAGGGCAACUCCACGAACACUGUGAACACCGUGGAGGAUACCGAAUUCAGUAGCUCGAAUGUGGACAGCAAGAGUCGUGCCGGUAUUGAGGUACCCAGCACAUCGGGCAGUCAAAUAGCCACCGUCUCUCACCUGGUGGCAUUGGCAAACCAACAGCACGCCAGCAGCGCCAAACAACCGAAGGAUCAACAAGCAACAACUGGCGACGAUGGCAACGAGCUGGAAGAGCGAUUACAGGAAGAGCAGCAGGAUGAGGCGAUGGCAAUGGCAACCGCAACCACAACAUCAACAGUGGGAGCAGAAGCGACAACGACAACGACAACGGCUGCUGCAACAACGUCGAGCAAGGCCAAUGGUAGUGGUGGUGCUGGUGCUGGUGCCGCUGUGGAGGUGCUCGAGGAUCCGCAGCUUCAACAGCAGCUCGAACAAAUGCAGCAGCUACAAAAAACUGCCAAAAGCUGUGGCGGUGGCGGCGGUGCCAGCACAUCCAAUGCCACAACAAUUACAUCGAUAUCAGCGCUAUCGCCGCAAACACCAACACCACCUGCCGCCGGACCAAUGACAGCAAAGACCAGCACACUGACAAGCUGCAACCAAGCACAUCCGUUGUGCAGCUCGGCCAAUGCCUCGGGAGCUGUAACGCCCGAGCCGCGCACCAAGCAACAGCAGUCAACAUCUGCCCAAUCCCAACCGCCACAACAGCAACAACCACAACAACAGCAACAACAACAGCAACAACAGUUGUCAAGCAUUGCAAAUCCCAUGCAAAAGGUGAACAAGCGCAAGGAGACGCUGGAGGCGAAACGUGAACGCAAAGCAGCCAAAACAUUGGCCAUCAUCACUGGCGCCUUUGUUGUUUGCUGGCUACCGUUCUUUGUAAUGGCAUUGACCAUGCCCCUCUGUGCCGCCUGUCAAAUCAGCGACAGUGUCGCCUCCCUCUUCCUCUGGCUGGGCUACUUCAAUUCAACACUAAAUCCGGUCAUCUAUACGAUAUUCAGUCCAGAAUUUCGGCAGGCCUUUAAGCGCAUUCUCUUUGGCGGACACCGACCAGUGCAUUAUCGCAGCGGGAAACUCUAGAUAGUGCAUGCGAAGAGGCGAAGACGCUUUUGCUGAAAUUGCGGAAGAUCUUGCCUCUUCGGUGGCUCCACAACAACAAUAACAACAACAAAUAUAGCGACAACAACCUAAACUUGCAGCAUGUAUACCAAGGAUAACUUUAAGCAGACGG